Molecule: messenger RNA, 8140 nt
Organism: Nyctereutes procyonoides (raccoon dog)
Lineage: Eukaryota; Metazoa; Chordata; Mammalia; Carnivora; Canidae
Gene: CEP192
Product: centrosomal protein 192
Exons: 46
Coding region: 145-7872 (2575 amino acids)
Biological process (GO): centriole replication; protein localization to centrosome; centrosome-templated microtubule nucleation
Cellular component (GO): pericentriolar material; cytoplasm; centriole
Molecular function (GO): protein kinase binding
Source: RefSeq, a predicted model, not a curated record
CGUUUGCUGCGCUACCAGGCCGCGGUCGGCCUCCGGGCAUUUGCGUACAACUCUGGGCUCCCGCUGCUCGAGUGGCGGGCCUGACUCUGUUUAAUAAAACAUGAGGUCCCUUUCGAGGCAGUCGUUUGGAGGACAGCUGUUUUUAUGAAAGUAUUUCCAUUUGCUGUUACCAAUUUGAGGUCGUUCGACUGGAGUUUUUACUGCUCCAAAAUCAGUCUUUUCACCGAAUUUCCGUUUUGUGAUCAAAGUUUACGUGAGAUGGAAAAUUUUCGAGGAAUAGCCGAAGAGUCAAUUCCAAGCUUUUUAACCAACUCAUUACUUGGUAAUAGUGAGAUUUUGGAAAAUGUCACUCUUUCUUCAAAUCUUGGCUUGCCUGUUGCCGUUUCAACACUUGCUAGGAAUAGAUCCGGCACUGACAACAGGUAUCCUGAUACAGAGGCUUCUUAUUUAGUAGAAGGGAGGUUUUCUGUUCCAUCUGAGUCCUCUCCCAGUAGCCAGAGUGAAGCUGAACCAAGAGAGAAGUUACACCUUAGCUUUCAGGAUGAUGAUUCUAUCUCUAAGAAAAAAAAUCCUAUAGAAGGUCAACACUUGUCAGAUGCUGGUCUUGGAGAGUCUUCUUUGCAAAGUGAUAUAACAAGAACAGGAGAGGAGCAAGCUACAACUGCAAAACCCUUGCAGAGCCAAGAUCCUUAUGAUAGGAUUUCACCACUGGAACAAGUGCAAGAUUCACCUGUUGAUGUUUGUUUACAAUCAUGGUUGAAGAAUAAGGACAACAAGAUUGUUGUUCCUCAUGCUGGAAGACCUUUUGAAGACAAGAAUCCACACAGUGACUUAAGCCACACUAGUUUAUUAGAAAAUGAGAAACUUCCAUCACUGAGAAGCUUGGAGGAUUCUUCUGUAGAUGAUGAUAUUGAUGAUGAAGAGUUUUAUGAUGAACAUUUAGAGGCUUAUUUUGAGCAACUAGCUAUUCCAGGAAUGAUAUAUGAAGACCUAGGACAGGAACCUCCAGAAAAUGAUUUUAAAUUACCUACAAGUGAUUCAUGUCAGGCAAAUGAAAAUGGUAGUUUAAACUAUAAGUCUCAAGCAGAAAAUAACAGCUCUCCGAUUUCUGAUGGCUCACACUCUUUGGGAAGUUCUGAAACAACCCACAAAGAGUCUGAAGUAGGCCAUGUUGCUUGUCUGCCUGGGAUCAGUAAUUUUAUAGAUACUGGAGAUAGUAGAAGGCACGUAGGUGGUGUAUUAUCACUUUCUUCUAGUACUCGGGGAAUUGAACAAGAGAACGAAAGGGAAGACAGUUUGAAGGGCAUUGUCCCACAUCAUGGCAGAGAAAUCUCAAGAGAAGAAGUUCCUGUGAAGACUAUCCAAGCUGCUAAUGCAAAACUUAACCCUGUUUAUUUUCAUGACACAAAUGCCAAUAAAGGUGAAUUUGACUUAGUGGACCUUUUGAAGCUGGAUGCCGUCUCUCUUCAUGAAGAUAAGCAUUUGGCAUCUAAUUCAGAAAUAAUUUUGCCUAUGGAUAAACGUUUGGACACUGAAACUCCUAAAGUGUCUAUUCAAAAAUAUGUGGACAAAGCAUCUUUGAAGCCUGUUAGUGACAAUGGAAUUAUUUCCCCUAAUAGUCUACGAUCACCAACUAUUGAAAGGCGAAUAUAUGAAUGUUACAAGUCCAUUGAAAAGAGUAAAGAACAAACAGAUCUAUCACCGAGUGUGGUCUAUCAAAAUGAAGAAGGCAGAUGGGUCACUGACCUUGCGUAUUACACAUCUUUUAAUAAAGAGCAAGUUUUAAAUAUGUCUCUAGCUGACGAGAUGAAUGAAGACUUCAGAUCUGGUUCUGAGGCACUGGAUUUGAUUGAUCAAGAUGAAGAAGAAUUUAAUAAAGAGCAUCAAUUUAUGCAGGAAGAAAAUAUAGAUGCCCGGAACACUUCAGCUGCACUAGGUGAUACGUCUUGGGGAACUUCAAUUAAUUACAGUUUGUUGAGGAAAUCACUUAGCACAUCAGAUUUGGACAAAGAUGAUGCCAGUUAUUUACGCCUAUCAUUAGGAGAGUUCUUCGCUCAAAGAUCUGAAGCUCUUGGCUCCCUUGGUGGUGGUUACAAUGUGAAAAGACCAUCGUUUGGUUAUUUUAUUAGAUCACCAGAGAAGAGAGAACCUGUUGCUCUAAUAAGAAAAUCUGAUGUAUCCAGAAGUAAUUUGGAAAAAGAAAUGACUCUUGUUAACCAUGAUAUAUUUUCAGGAGACUUAAAAACACAGCCAAACGAAGGAUCAGUUACACUUCAGGCUGAAGAACUGGAGAGCAUUUCACAAAUGAAUGAAAGUGAUAAGACAUUAACUGUCAAUAACAGCAAAACAGAGGACAAUUUCUUCAUGAGUAGUAAACCCCAAAGAGACAAAAGCAAGAUACCUACUGGUGGUGAUUCUGUACUUAGGAUAAGCACCAUUGCUUCAGCCAUUGCAGAUGCGUCAGUGAGUACUGAUCCUUCCCAACUUGCUGCCAUGAUCAAGGCACUUUCAAAUAAAACCAGAGAGAAGACUUUUAAGAAGGAUAAUAAACAAAAGGACUAUUCCACUCUGUCUCAUUUCUUACCUAGUGAUACAGAAAAAAGUAGUGGCUCCAGCAUGUUUGAUAUGGAGAAAUACCUUAAAAAAACAGAAGUUAGUAGAUAUGAAGGUGGACUGGAAAACUUUUCAAGAGCUAGUACGUCUGAUAUUUGGGAUUUAUCUUUGCCCAAAGAACAGACUACACAAGACAUCCAUACAGUGGACUUAGGUGCUACUAAUAAAAAUAUAAGGGAACCAGAAGAAAAUACAGUAUAUACUUUUUAUGGUGAAAAUGGAAAGAGUGAGAAUCAAGAAUCAUGUAGAACAAACUUUCCACAUUCAAUUCUUACAAAUAGAAAAGAGAGUGAAAAUACGGUAGUUGAUGUGAAGACCUGUCCUAUUGACAACAAAUUACCAGACAUUGGCAACUGUGAAACAGCUCCAUCAGUAUCCACUCCAAAAUCUGAUAGUUAUUCAUUAGUAAGGAAUCCCAGGAUAGCAUCUGUUUGGCUGUCAGAAGAGUGUGAAGAAAUACCAAAUAAUGGAGAAAAUCAGAGGCAAAAUGAAUGUGCUAGUGAAGCAAGCAACAGUGAAAAACAUGUGACUUUUGGAAAACAUUGCAUAGUUGCACCUAAAAAUGUUGAUUUGCAAAAUUACUCUCCUGGACAUGGCUCAGAGGAUGACCAGGAUAGCUUCAGACCUUCCUCUUCUCCACUGAAUCAUUCUUCUCCUAGUGAAACUUCUGGAACAAGUUUAUCAGGGUGUGCUUUAGAGUCUUUUGGUUCAGCAGCUCCUCAGAAGCCCCCCUGUGAGAGUGAGUCAUCUCCAUUGGUGUGUCCACAAGCCAGUGUGAGUAGGCUGACUUACGUGUCUGAACAAGAGAGCACCUGUCCCACUACAGCCUCAGAUCAUGGCCUUGAGGAUCGCAAGAGUGAUGUCACCAGUGAAUUGACCAGCACAAUUAUUCAAGCCAGUCCAGUUCCAUCAGAGGAACGGGCUAUGGAAAAGCAGAGAGAAAAAGGUCUGUUUCAAAGUAGAAGUAAAGUAGCACUGUCCUAUAAUCAGAAAAACGCAGAUACAGACAAUGUGACUGAAACGACUUCUCUGAGUAGCAGACCUGAAGAUGUAAAGCCUUACUUCAGGUUGGAUAAAGGUCUUUCCUCCAAAAGUGGAGACCUAUCAGAAACUGGUGCAGUAGGGUUGACCUCUAAACCCAGUGAAUUGGACCAGAUCAGCCUGGGUCUACUGAGCAAGUCAGGUCUCACCCACCCAGUUGUGUCAACGAUGCCACACCUCCCUAUUUCACACCAGGCGUUUGUGAACAAAGAUGAAAGAGUAGCCUCUGAAGAUAUGUUAACUGCUGGAAGUGCAGUAAGUGGCCAGAUUCCUCAUUGGAUGGCCCCUGGAAACCAGGGCGCCCCUGUUCCCAGCACUAUGCCUUGUAGCUCUGCUCCUGAGAUGGAGAACAUGCUCACUGCAGUUCCUACACUCUUGACUCAGCAUUCUUUUACCACAGCUCCCUUAGCCCAGCAGUAUUUGGGAACACUGCCUCAGUGCCAGGCUGGCAGUGCCACCGUCUGUGGAUUCUCAGGAAGCUGUCCAUAUCCUGCUGUUGCAGGAGAACAUGUUCAGAACUCUGUGGCCAUGGGAAUUUGUCUAGGACAAAAUAUCGGCUCUGGAUUGAUGGGUGCCUCUUCCCUUUACAACCCAUAUUCUAACACCUUAAAUCAGAAUCUUCUAAGUACAGCAAAACCUUUUCCUAUGCAUCCUGUUGGUACAAAUUGUGGAAUUGAACCAUGGGAUUCAGGAAUACUGUCAGGAUUUGGGAAGGUAAGAGUACCUGAAGAACUGAAGUUUCCUCAUGCUUGCUGUGUUGGCAUUGCUUCACAGACCUACCUUAGUGUACUUAAUCCAGCUGACCGCUGGCUACAGGUCAGCAUUGGGGUUCUCACCAUUAGUAUCAAUGGUGAAAAGGUGGAUCUUUCAGCAUAUCCUUGUUUAGUCUUCAAGAAUAAAGUCAUCAUAAGACCUCAUGCCACGGAAGAGAUAAAAGUACUUUUCAUACCAUCUGAUUCUGGGAUUUUCAGAUGUAUAUUCAGUGUUGCUUCUUGGCCAUUUUCAGCAGAUGCUGAGACCAUAGCACAAGCAGAAGCCUUGGCAAGCCGAGUCAUUCUCACGGCUGUUGCGGAGACCCCUGUGAUCGAGGUAGAUAUAGAAAAGAAAGAUGUUCUUGAUUUUGGUGACUUGACUUACGGAAGCUGGAAAGCUCUGCCAUUAAAAUUGAUAAACAAGACUCAUGCCACUGUGCCAAUCAGACUUGUUAUUAAUGCUAAUGCCGCAGCCUGGCGCUGCUUCACAUUUUCCAAGGCACCCAUCCAUGCCUCUUGGAAAGAGACUCCAUAUGCCGAUGUGAUUGCUCAGCUUGCAGCUCCUUCUGUGGUCAACCACGUGAUGCCUGCUAGUUAUGAUGGACAGGAUCCAGAGUUUCUGAUAAUUUGGGUUCUUUUCCAUAGUCCAAAGAAACGGAUCACUUCUUCAGAGAUCUUGGACUCAGCAGAAGAGUUCUUGGCAAGAGUGGAUAUAGAAGUUGAUAGCCCAAACCCUACACCAGUCAUUAAAAGUGUUCGUCUCCAAGCAAGAACAGGAAUAGCUAGGAUACAUGCUCCAAAAGACUUACAGACUAUGCACUUGUUUGCCAGUGUGGCUUCCUCAACAAAGCAGCACUUACCUUUGAAAAAUGCAGGGAAUAUUGACGUUUACUUGGAUAUCAGGAUUCCAGAUCAAGGAAGUCACUUUUCAGUGGAUCCAGAGAAUCUAUUCCUUAAACCUGGAGAAGAACGAGAAGUUACAGUUACAUUUACUCCAGAGGACCCCAAGACCUGUGAGGAAAGGAUCUUGAAAAUAUUUGUGCAGCCCUUUGGACCUCAAUAUGAAGUGGUGUUAAAAGGUGAAGUCGUUUCUUCAGGAAAUAAACCUCUGACACCUGGCUCUUGCUGCUCAGAUGUUCCAUCGAUUUUGUCCAACAAGCAGUUUCUGGCCUGGGGAGGUGUUCCUCUUGGUAGAACACAGCUUCAGAAGCUGGCUUUAAGAAAUAAUUGUACAGCUACAACUCAGCAUCUGCGACUCCUCAUUAGAGGACAAGACCAGGACUGCUUUCAGCUUCAACACACUUUUGGUUCUGAAGAACGACUAACCAGUAACUGUGAGAUUAGAAUGUGUCCAAAAGAAGAUGUUCACAUCUCUGUGUUAUUUGCACCUACUCGAUUAUCUUGCAUGUUGGCUAAACUAGAAAUUAAACAACUGGGAAUUCGAUCGCAACCAGGGAUUAAGUUCACGAUACCUUUGUCUGGAUAUGGAGGAACAAGUAAUCUUAUUUUGGAAGAUGUUAAGAAGUUAUCUGACAGUUACAUGGUAACAGUGAAUGACUUAAUACCUGGCAAAGAAAGUAGAAUUGUUUUUUCUGUUCAUAACACCGGCUCUCGGGCAGCUUUUGUUAAAGCAAUAGGUUUUAAGGAUUCUCAGAAAAAAGUUUUGCUGGAUCCUAAAGUACUACGGAUUUUUCCAGAUAAAUUUGUGCUCAAAGAAAAAACACGAGAAGAUGUUACUAUAAUAUAUAAUCCAUUAGACAGAAAGAACAAUUACACAACCACAACAGAACUGUCAACUAUAUACUUCUUUGGUGGUGAUGAAAUUUCGAGGCAGCAGUAUCGAAGAGCCCUUUUGCAUAAACCAGGGAUUAUAGAACAAGUGCUUCCAGAACAUAGUGUGCUGCAGAACGUUGAUUUUGCUGAGACAUUUCAGGAUGAGUUACUAGUAACUGAAGUGUAUGAUCUUCCCCAACGACCAAAUGAUAUUCAGCUCUUCUAUGGAAAUAUGCGCAAAAUUAUACUUUCAGUAAUUGGAGAAUUCAGAGAUUCUGUGUCUAGCAGUGAAUUCCUUCAGCCUUCUUCCAAACUUAGCUUAGAAUCUAAAAGUGAAUCUGACAGUUCUGGGAAACAUGGUGGCAAUGUUUCUUUGGAUGUUUUACCAGUUAAAGGUCCUCAAGGUUCUCCACUUCUUUCACAAGCCGCUUGCCCACCUCAAGAUAAAUCAUCCUCCAGGGAAAUGUGGACUGUCCAACCUGAACACUUGAUUUUGAUGGCCCCUUCUCCUUGUGGUCUGGCAAAAACUGCACGUUUCCAGAUUUUAAAUAAUUCCAUUAGGUUACUAAAAUUUGAGUUAUACUGGCCGGCACAUUGCCUUACAGUAACACCACAACAUGGAUUUAUCCCACCAGAGAGUAAGCUACAAAUUCUUGUGAGUCCUAAUUCCUCUUUAUCCACAAAACAUUCAAUGUUUCCAUGGAGUGGUUUCAUCUAUAUACAUUGUGACAAUGGACAGAAGAAAGUUGUGAAAGUUCAAAUUCGAGAAGACUUGACCCAGAAAGAACUUACUCAUUUGGCCUCCAGCUCUUUUGGAAUCCUUUCCCCAGAAACUGAUCCUUCUGUUAGUCAUCUGGUGAAGCCGAUGACAAAACCACCUUCCACAAAAGUUGAAAUAAGAAAUAAGACUGUUACUUUUCCUGCAACAGAACCUGGUGAAACUUCAGAAAAUUGUCUGGAACUUGAGAAUCAUGGUAAUGCAGAAGUGAAGUGGCAUCUGUCAUCUUUAGCUCCACCUUAUGUCAAGGGAGUUGAUGACAGUGGAGAUGUUUUUAGAGCUACCUAUGCAGCAUUCAGAUGUUCUCCUAUUUCUGGUAUACUGGAAAGCCGAGGAAUUCAGAAGGUCUCCAUCACGUUUUUGCCCAGAGAUAGAGGGGAUUAUGCUCAGUUUUGGGAUGUUGAGUGUAACCCCCUUAAGGAGCCUCAUAGGAAACAUACCUUGAGAUUUCAACUCUCUGGGCAAAGUGUCAAAGCAGAAAAUGAGCCUGAAGGUUCACAAAUUUCCACAAACUCCCUCAUUAAACUGGAUAAUUUAGUUAUGCCCCGAAGACAAGGUGUAUCAGAGACUGCUCUCAUACCCAGCAGGCAGCUUGACUUGACUCACCGUGGGGUUUAUGCCUCAGAAGAUGUGUAUCGGUUUCUGCCAACUAGGGUAGGGGAAUCCAGGACGUUGAAGGUCAAUUUGCGAAAUAAUUCUUUCAUUAUGCACUCUCUGAAAUUUUUAAGUCCCAGAGAGCCUUUCUACGUCAAACAUUCAAAAUACUCUCUGAGAGCCCAGCAUUACAUCAACAUGCCUGUGCAGUUCAGACCCAAGUCAGUGGGCAAAUUUGAAGCUUUGCUUGUUGUUCAAACAGAUGAAGGCAAGAGUGUUGCUAUUCGACUAAUGGGUGAAGCUCUUGAAAAAAUCAACUAGAUAUAUUUUGUGUAAAGUAAAUUACAAAAGUUAUGUUUUGGUAACUUUUUCUUACACUACAAUAUUCUUUUGUAUAUAUUUUGUAAGAUUUUUGUUUGUCUUGAGAAGCUUAUACUGAAGACCUAAGAUAUCAUGUAUGUAGCCUAUAUUAUUAUACUUAACAUUUUUAAGGGGAGAAUUCUAUUUUUGCAUUGAUUAUGAUACUCUGAAUAAAUAUGGCAUAUAUUUUACUGUGGUGUAUCCAGAAAUAAACUUAAUUUCCACUGAA